Molecule: messenger RNA, 1320 nt
Organism: Entrophospora sp. SA101
Lineage: Eukaryota; Fungi; Glomeromycota; Glomeromycetes; Entrophosporales; Entrophosporaceae
Source: the annotation of a GenBank genome assembly
AUGAGUGAUAAUAUUGAAGGGAGUACUCUUAACCAAAUUACUAUUGAAAAUGGUGACUCACCGACGCUGACUGACAUUAAAAGACUAGGUUGGGACGAUAAGGAAUUUGUCAAAUCUAAGCUUUCUAUCAAUGAAAUUUCUGAUAAAGACAAAUCCGAUAAUCCUAAAGACAAACCCAAGUAUUGUUCAAUCUGGAAAAAGGAAAAAUCAUCGAGUAUCCUAAGAAGAUUGGAAACAAAAUCAAAAAAGAUAACGAAGGAAAAGAAAAAUAGCGAGUCAAAAGAAACCCCUAAAUUAAUGAUGUUGAGAAGAAGCAAUAAAGAUGAAAAAAAAUAUAAAAUAUAUUCCAUGGAAUAUAACAGCAAUGCCGAUGACCAUUUAGAACUUCUCGAUACACAUAAUAUUUAUAGUGAUGAAACCCCAAAGAUUUAUUACGAUGACAAUCAUUUUCUUGCUGCUGCUAGUCAUUCAUUGAUAUCGGAAUGGAAUUAUUGCUAUAAAGGUUACAAUUACAAACAAAAUUAUUACUUAAAAUAUAAUGAUUAUAUUGUUCUUAAUAAACAAAAUAAGGCGGAAGAAGCUUUGAUGGUGGCUGAUUAUCGUCGAAAUUCAAAGCUAGUAGUCUACUCAUUAGAGCGUAAUAUAACAGUUUCAUCAUUAGAUUUCGUUUAUGUGGACAACGGCACAUUUGGAUGUCAGGUAACAGAAAAAGAUUUAUCAGACUUGGAAAAUGAUGAACAUAAAAUCAAUAAUAUUUCGGAAAAAUAUUGGAAAUCAGAAUAUUUAGCAAAAUUGAAAGAUAAAAAAGAUAAAAUCAAAAAAAAAAUCAACAAUUUGAAUCAAAAAGAAAAAGAUUAUCUAACAAAAUUAGAAAAUGAAAUCAAAAGAAUUAAUGACAUUUUGAAUCCACCAACAACAGAAACAAUUAAAGAUCUCAUUGCUAAUAAUGAGUAUAAGGGACUAUAUGCAAACCCUAUCAUUGAAGAUGGAAAGGAUUAUAAAUGGACCAUAACUCAUAAUAAAGAAUUUCAACGUAUAAAUAUAAGAGUUCUAAACAAAGACAAAAAAAACAGCAACAGUGGUAGUGAAUAUGAUAGUGAAUAUGAUUUAUCACAUGAUGAAACAUUCAUUAAAUGCAAGUUAUUUCAUGAUGGCUUGAUCUUAAUAACAACAAAUUAUAUACAAAUUUUUGCUGUUGAUGAUGAAAAAAAAUUAAUAUAUGUUAGAUAUAUUAAAAGUCAUAACUUGAGUAUAGAAAGUUUAAAAAAAAACAUCAAGUCUAUUGAAAAAGAUUACGAAGGCACCCUUAUAGAGAGAUGA